Messenger RNA from Stegostoma tigrinum, 324 nucleotides. RefSeq names its product ferritin, heavy subunit-like. NCBI's taxonomy places the organism in Eukaryota, Metazoa, Chordata, Chondrichthyes, Orectolobiformes, Stegostomatidae. Gene Ontology annotation, cellular component: cytoplasm. Gene Ontology annotation, molecular function: ferrous iron binding; ferric iron binding. The transcript is spliced from 3 exons. The record is from RefSeq and is a predicted model, not a curated record. The annotation marks the transcript as partial. Gene Ontology annotation, biological process: intracellular iron ion homeostasis; iron ion transport.
AUGUACAGCCUCGUCAGAGUCGCCCAUGACUGGAAUUACAUGUGGGUCCCGGGCACUAUGCAGCAGCAGUGCUCAUCAAUGUCCUACUUUGACCGGGAUGAUGUGGCCCUCCCCCACUUCUCCAGGUUCUUCAAAGAUCAGUCCCGGGAGAAGCAGGAACAUGCAGAGAAGCUGCUGAAAUUCCAGAAUCAGCGUGGAGGCCGAGUCCUCCUCCAGGAUGUGAAGAAGCCUGAGAGGGAUGAGUUGGGUAACAGUCUGCAGGCAAUGCAGGUUGCCCUGGAUGUGGAGAAGAAUGUGAACCAGAGUUUGCUGGAUCUACACCAA